AUGUCGGGACCUAUCACCCCACUGAAAACGGAUACGGUCAAGAUUGGAGCCCAGGGCUGCGACUUGCACCAACUCGGGCUCUAUCUCCUCGUGCACGGUUUCCUGCGCACGGAACCGGCAACCCGUCGCAUCCGUGUCGUACAUCAUGGAAACACCAUUGCCGACUCGAGGAGAGGGUUGCUCGCGUGGGAACACGCGGCGUAUCCGCAAUACUACAUCCCUGAAGAGGACUUGAUGAACAUUCAAUCAUCCGAUGUCGGUCCCGUCGUCGCCUCAGAUGGCGUUGCCACGGGGCAAGUAUCCAGCUUCAAUGUCAUGGAAGUGCAAGGCGUAGACUUGCUCCGCGAGAACCGCCCUGGCUUUGGGCUCCCCUUUAAGAACCUGACGCGACCCGUUCGCGAGACAGAUCAGUGGCUCGAGGAAGACACGCCGAUCUAUGUUCAUCCCAAGAACCCCGACCUGCGUGUCGAGCUCCUCCAUUCCGGACGCAAGGUUCGUAUCGAGUACGACGGUCGACUUCUCGCCGAGUCUCCCUACUCGGUCCACCUCCUGGAGAGCCGCCUCCCAACGCGCUACUACAUCCCCUACACGGCCGUGGUCCAGGGGUCUGCGCAGCUGUUGAAAUCAGACACGGUGACCGAGUGCCCGUAUAAAGGCAUCGCAAGCUACUAUAAUGUCCGAAUCGAUCAUGCAACAACCUUGGAAGACGUAGUCUGGUAUUAUCGGCAUCCGACCGUUGAAUGCGCGGCGAUCGCCGGCAUGAUCUGUUUCUACAAUGAAAAGGUCAAGAUCUACGUUGAUGGAGAGCUUUCGGGGUCACCAUAG
This is a messenger RNA of Verticillium dahliae VdLs.17, 825 nucleotides long. RefSeq lists its product as uncharacterized. Lineage: Eukaryota; Fungi; Ascomycota; Sordariomycetes; Glomerellales; Plectosphaerellaceae. The coding region runs from base 1 to 825 and encodes 274 amino acids. The transcript is spliced from 3 exons. The record is from RefSeq and is a predicted model, not a curated record.